UCAUGCUGCUUGCCAGGUCCAGAGUGUCUCAUGGGUCCCUGUACGGCCUCCCAUUGCUGCUGUCUCCAUCGCCACACUCUGCCAUGUGCCACUUUCAGGUCUCCUCACACUGCUGGUGGGUUUCCAUUUUGUCAUAGGGUGCUGGCAGAUUACGGGCCUCCCAUUGCUGCUGCCAGGCCCGUAAUCUGCCAUGGGCCCCCGUACCGCCUCCUCAUGCUGCUGCCAGGUCCAGAGUCUCUCAUGGUAUCCCUGUACGGCCUCCCAUUGCUGCUGUCUCCAUCGCCACACUCUGCCAUGUGCCACUUUCAGGUCUCCUCACACUGCUGGUGGGUUCCAUUUUUUGUC
Staurois parvus is the source of this 345-nucleotide messenger RNA. The record is from the annotation of a GenBank genome assembly. NCBI's taxonomy places the organism in Eukaryota, Metazoa, Chordata, Amphibia, Anura, Ranidae.